Funneliformis caledonium is the source of this 133-nucleotide messenger RNA. The record is from the annotation of a GenBank genome assembly. NCBI's taxonomy places the organism in Eukaryota, Fungi, Glomeromycota, Glomeromycetes, Glomerales, Glomeraceae.
AUCUGCCAAAGUAAUGGCAAGGGGUAAUCAAGGAACGGUAAAAAAGACUGCUCUUAUUGCAUCUCAACCAAAAAAGACAGUCAAGGUCCCUGCUAAAAGAUCAGGUUUUCAUAAGAAACCAAAAAGAACUUAG